This is a messenger RNA of Mercenaria mercenaria, 1735 nucleotides long. RefSeq lists its product as uncharacterized. NCBI's taxonomy places the organism in Eukaryota, Metazoa, Mollusca, Bivalvia, Venerida, Veneridae. The record is from RefSeq and is a predicted model, not a curated record. The coding region runs from base 317 to 1618 and encodes 433 amino acids. The transcript is spliced from 5 exons.
UUAAAUUUCUUAUCUAUUUUAUCAGCUUUUACCAAUGCAUGAAGGCUAUUGAAAUAUUACAGUUGGACUUGCUCAUGAAGAUCAUAUCUUAGUGGUUUAUGAAUACAUGCAUAUUGUACAUAUUGAUCUUUAGAUAAAACGCAUUAAAUUAUAGCACGUAACAUGUUUAAACUGACAAAGUGAUUUUCUGAAAACGACACCUGCGUAGACUAGUACGGAAUUAUGUCGUUUGUUUUGGUAUGGAGUAAAUUUUACCAAAUUGCAAGAGUGUUUUAAAGUAUUGUUUAGGAAGUAAAGAAAAGAAAUUAAUGAAGACAUGAUUACUGAGGAAGACGAAUAUUUUCUGAGAGCCUCCAUUUUGCUACUGAAAGGAGGGCGAUUGAUGUCAAAAGAAACUUUGUACAAAGAACUGCAAAAGACGGGUGGAAAUCUGGAUGUACUUCUUAAACAACACGAAAGAAAAUUCAAGCACAGAUUUGUAAAGAAAGAGAGGGAGAAAUUGUUUCCAACAGCUGGAGUAACCGACGUAGAAACAUGGGAUUUAGCCAUGCUUACAACGGUGUCACUGACGGUGUUUAAACAGUCACUUAAUGACGAUGAGAAAAAUGACUUAAAGUCUAUAAAGUAUAUGAGGGAUGAAAUUUACGCCCAUACUCAUUCUUCUUCGCUAAGCGCCGAUCAAUACGAAGAAAUCCGAAAGAAAUUACAAAACGCACUUACUUCAUUGUCGAAUGGGUUAAGCGAAAAGCUUAAAGACGAAUGUUCUAAGAUCAUUCAGGAAUGCACAACCGGUCCUAUCAGCCCAUCGUUAGAAGCAGAACUUACGACACUGAUAGAAGAUACAGAACACUCAUUUCAGGCUGUAAUGAACAAAUUGAGACAGAACAACGACCUUCUUCAUGAAAUAUUGCGAAUAAUGAGAAGACAGUCGCCUGAAGACCAAAGUAAAAGAAAAAUAAAAGCGAUAGAUUCAGAGCUUACGUUAAGCGGAGCUGCCAAUAAAAAAGAGGACUUAGACUGUGUUGAGAAUAUAAUAACAACUGUAAUAAAUAAAGCAAUAAAAAAAGUCAAGGAAAAAGACUAUCCUAAAAUACGCAGUGCAGUUGAUAAGAUUCUUAGAGACAUUGAAAGCAUGCCUGAUGUGGACCUUUUACAUGCAGAACACAAGUGCAUUAUUCUGAAAUUCAAAUGCACAACUUAUGCCGGUGUGUUAAAUAUACUUAUGUAUUUGGAGAGCGAAAGCUUCCUCGAUUCUCUCAACGAUCUUGCUCAGACACUGAAUACUAUUCCGUGUAGGGCGAUCGGGCCAUUUAAACUAGAGGCAAGAGUUACAACGAAAUGCAUGAAAGAUCUUCUAGAUGAACUGAGAGCUGAAAUUGUGGAAACAACAAUUUAUAAACGUACCAUUCGAAUGCCGAUAGAGGUUAAAUCGGUACAAGGAAUUAAACACAUAUGGAAGCUGUUUGAAAGUGGUGGGGCUACAAAUGGUCUAAACGAAUUAUCAGAAGCAGUAUCUGAAGAGUUACAUACAAGAAUAACAAUUACACCUUCUCUCAAUUUAGAGCAGGUACAUGCAGCUAUUAAAGGAGGUAAAUGUAAUAAAAUUUUAGCAAUAUGACUGUUAAUACUAUACAAUUUUUGAUUGUCGUUUUCAUUAGGUUAGGGUUUAAACUAUUUACCGGUCAGUAGCAACUAUCGACUGGUGAUGUAUAUAAGGAAGCAUGUAAUAAUAAUG